GUGUCGCACGCGCGGACAGUUCGGCCCGUCGGUAGAUGGCGGUAACCCAAGCAAGCUGAGCCAGCGAGCAGGGGAGGGCUCUCGGCCACUCGGGCUCCGGUGUUUGCGGCAGGAGGAGCAGCAGCAGCAGCAGCAGGAGCAGGAGCAGCAGCGGCAGCGGCAGCGCCGACGCACUGUGAAGGACACCGGGAGAGAGCGGCACCUCUCCGGCUCGAGCCCCCCUUCCACCUCCCCGGGCCCCCCUCCCCCCCUUCCCUUCCCCGCCUCUAAACGCGCGCAGCCAUGGAGGACAAAGCCAACUCGUUCUCCGGCGCCAAGGAGGAGAAAGCGGACGGGAAUAACGCCUUCCAGCGGCAGGACUCCAUCCAGAAGAACAACAGCGCGGUCGGCCAGAACACCAAGGAGCACGGCAACUCGGUGGGCUUCAAGGGGGAGCGCGACGAGGCCAUGGUGGGCUUCGACGACCUGGAGGCGGCGUCCAGGCAACACGGGUUCAUGCAGAGGCAAUUCGGGGCCAUGAUGCAGCCCGGAGUCAAUAAGUUCUCCCUGCGGAUGUUCGGCAGCCAGAAAGCGGUGGAGAAGGAGCAGGAGCGGGUGCAGACGGCCGGCUACUGGAUCAUUCACCCGUAUAGCGAUUUUAGGUUCUACUGGGACUUGAUAAUGCUCAUCAUGAUGAUGGGGAAUCUAAUCAUCAUUCCUGUGGGAAUAACCUUCUUCUCAGAGCAGACCACCACCACCUGGCUGGUGUUCAACGUGGCCUCGGACACCAUCUUCCUGGUGGAUCUGGUCAUGAACUUCAGGACGGGCAUCGUGAACGAGGAAAGCUCCGAGAUUAUCCUUGACCCCAAGGUCAUCAAGAUGAACUACCUGAAGAGCUGGUUUGUGGUGGACUUCCUGUCGUCCAUACCGGUGGAUUAUAUCUUUUUGAUCGUGGAGAAAGGCUUCGACUCGGAGGUAUACAAGACGGCGCGCGCCCUGCGCAUCGUCCGAUUCACCAAGAUCCUCAGCCUGCUGCGCCUGUUGAGACUGUCUCGACUCAUCCGAUACAUACAUCAGUGGGAGGAGAUCUUCCAUAUGACCUAUGACCUGGCAAGCGCCGUGGUAAGAAUCUUUAACUUGAUAGGCAUGAUGCUGCUGCUGUGCCACUGGGACGGCUGCCUCCAGUACCUGGUGCCUCUGCUCCAAGAUUUCCCCCCUGACUGCUGGGUGUCGCUAAACGGUAUGGUUAACGUAUCCUGGGGCAAACAGUACUCGUACGCCCUCUUCAAAGCCAUGAGCCACAUGCUGUGCAUUGGCUACGGCGCCCGGGCGCCGGUGAGCAUGUCGGACCUGUGGAUCACCAUGCUGAGCAUGAUCGUGGGCGCCACGUGUUACGCCAUGUUCGUGGGCCACGCCACCGCGCUCAUCCAGUCGCUGGACUCCUCGCGGCGGCAGUACCAAGAGAAGUACAAACAAGUGGAGCAAUACAUGUCCUUCCACAAGCUUCCGGCGGACAUGCGGCAAAAGAUACAUGACUAUUAUGAACACCGCUACCAGGGCAAGAUCUUCGACGAGGACAACAUCCUUAGCGAACUCAAUGACCCGCUCAAAGAGGAAAUUGUCAACUUUAACUGCCGUAAGCUGGUCGCCACCAUGCCGCUGUUUGCAAACGCCGACCCCAACUUUGUGACGGGGAUGCUAAGCAAGCUGAAAUUCGAAGUCUUCCAGCCCAACGACUACAUCAUCCGCGAGGGCACUGUCGGCAAGAAGAUGUACUUCAUCCAACACGGCGUCGCCAGUGUCAUCACCAAGUUCAACAAGGAGAUGAAGCUAACCGACGGGUCCUACUUUGGAGAGAUCUGCCUUCUCACCAAGGGUAGACGGACAGCCAGCGUGCGGGCCGACACGUACUGCCGCCUUUUCUCGCUGUCGGUGGACCACUUUAACGAGGUUCUGGAGGAGUACCCCAUGAUGCGCCGGGCCUUCGAGACGGUCGCCAUCGACCGCUUGGAUCGCAUCGGGAAGAAGAACUCAUUGUUGCUGCAGAAGUUCCAGAAGGACUUGAACGCCGGCGUAUUCAACACCCAGGAAAACGAGAUCUUGAAGCAGAUCAUUCGCCAGGACCGGGAGAUGGUGAUGAUGGUGGACCGCAAGCAGUCGCUCAGCGGGAUGAACUCGACGCCCAUGUCCGGCAAUUCCAUCAUUAACUCGCCGGCGCAACCGCCCUUCGCCGCCGCCUUCGGGAUGAGUCAGUUCCAGCAGUCGUCGGUACCUUUGACCUACAGCGCUUCAGCCAUCGCCAACGCAUCCGCCGCCCGCAUGCUGCCGGCCGCCGCCGCCGCGGCCCUCUACCCCGCCGCCAGCGUUUCCCACCUGGGUUCGUCCUCGGCCAACCCGCAGACGCCGCUCCAGGGGGCCAUCAUGUCGCCGUGCUCUUUCACGGCCGCCAUGUGCAGCCCGCCGGUACAGACGCCGCUGGCCAGCCGCAGCUUCCAAUACGGCUCUCCCACGGCGUCCCAGCUGUCGCUCAUCCAGCAGCCCGUCGGCCAGCCGUCUCUCGCCGGCCAGCAGUCGCAACUCGGCCAGCAGACGCCGGUGUCGGCCGCGGGCGGAGGCUCGACGCAGCAGCAGCAGCAGGUCCCUUCGCCCCAGCGAGGGGAUGUUCACAAAAGCACGCAGGCGCUGCAGUCUGGCAGCUUGAGUCGAGACGUGCGACACUUAUCGGCCUCGCAGCCAUCGCUGCCCCACGACGCGUCGCUUGGGCCCAGGGGGCACCAGGCCUCGGGCGACUCGCUGGCAUCCAUCGCGCCGCCCCCGGCGACGGUGGCGGCGGCGGUGGCCAUCCAGGGGUUGAGUCUCCAAAGCGGCAUCCGCACCACAGUUCCCCAGCGGGUCAAUUUGUUCCGGCAAAUGUCAUCAGGGGCCCUGCCACCUGUGCGCUCCACAUCGGCGGCGGCGGCGGCGGCAGCAGCGGCGGCGGCGGUCUCGUCGUCAUCGGGCCAGCACAGGGAAUCCCCCGGCUCUCGGAGAGAUUCUGUCCUGAGCAGUACGGAGACUGAGCAAGACAAAAUGCGCUUUGCGUCCAAUUUAUGAUCCUUUUUCCCCUUUUGCUUUUGGAUUUUUUUUAUUUUAACCAUGGAGGAGCUCCAAACUACAUCGUUUUCUCUUCAACCUCAUUGAAAUCGUGUACAUAGCGAGCCCUUGUAUGAUAUUUUAGGAUCAUUGUCACCCUACUUAAGAAUGUAUAUUAUACAGAUAAUCUUUUUUCUUUUAUGCCAUAACUAUGACUAAAUACACAUCUGGUAUAUGGCCUCUGUGUAUACGUGUGUGUGUGCGUGUGUAUAUACACACACACAUACAAAUAUGGUACGAAUGAGAACGUUGGGAGUAUUGGCGAGUGCAUGUGACUGUCUGUGCGUUGAAAUCCAAUUCUAAAAUAUUUCGCAAUGGCAAUUGGAAAAAAAAAAUCUGUAGUCUAAAAAAAAAAAAACAUGAGUCUUCCUUUCUGAGAAAUAUAAUGAAUUAUAUACAAUGUAUGAAUUCUUUUUUUAUAUAUAUUUAUGAGUUGUUAUUUUUAUUUUUUGCAUUACGGAUUGUGACUUCCUUUUCCACCGAGGAAGAGGAGAAGCAGCGUUAAGCGCCACUGUGGAAUCAUACGUGCAAAGUAUCUUUAAAAAAGAAGAAGGAAAAAAAAAAAAGAACAAACAAUCAAACAAAACAAAGCACACGCCCCCAUGAAGGAAUUUUCUGGACUUUCAGAAACCAACACCGUACAGAAAAGUGUCUGCAACCUCGACAGUGUUAAGGGAACGAAUAACAGAAAAUGCUGCUUUAAGACGCGUGUGACAGAUGGACGAAAGGACGGAUGAAGGGUGCGUUUGUUUUCUAUUCCUCAUUUGGGAUGGUUGAAGUGUGACGUCACGACAAAAGAGAAAAAGAAAGCUAUGUUGUAUAUUUAUAAUAUUUAUAAACUAAAGAAUUAUCACCAUUAUGCAAUAGACUGUGACAUAAAAAUUACCUAAUACGUGUGCUGUAAAUAAUUUUUGUAGAGCUAGUAUUUACAGAUACUGUGUGGUGCAUUCUCUCUAUCAUAAACAAAUGUCUUACUUCUGUCGGGGAACCUAGCUAACCCACCUGCAAGCGACAAAGCUGACAAACGAACCUUAAUGCAAAAAUAAUAAUAAUAACUAAAUGCAGCAUGCCGACGAACCGGCUUAACGAGAAUCCCGUUUUGUUCAAAAGUGAUUUUCUUUUCGUGAUAUGUUCUUUGACACAUUUUUUUUAAAUACCUUGAUUUAGUUUUGCCGCACUUUGGACGGUAAAAAAAACAAAACCUUGAACAGGUCUAUGAUGAACUAACUAGUUUCCACAUAUAUUGGCUGUUUUUCUAAAUUGAGUGUUGUUCUCAUUAUAUAUUUCUUUAGCUUUUAACUUGCAGUUAAUUUUAGUCUCGGAGUUGAAUCGCAGCACAUGCUGUUGACGUCAUACGAACGAUAUGACGUCAACAUCAGUUGCGGGGAGCAAAAAAAACCAAAAACAAAACACUGAAUGGUAAAAGAGGUUCAGGGAGAUGAUACAGCACCUCCUGUCACUGGAGUUGACGACGUUCAUGACUUCUAUUCUUCAAUUCUCAUGUUCUUCUUCUCAUCUUAUAGUUGAGGCUGCUACGUCCCGUCGCAUUCCGACCAUGACGACACUUUUAUCCGCAGAUUUGGAUUCUAUUUCGAACGAAACAGCCACCGGGGCGUUUUUUUUCCUCUCAAAUUUUGAAACAAUUCACGACUUGAAGCUUUACCCAAAACAAACAAAAAAAGGCUGCAGAGCGCUGCUGUUUGCAUUAAGGUUCUACGUCUCAUGUUAAAUCUUUCCCCUUGGGCUCGCAUACGCUGAACCAACCCCAAAAACAGACGCAGAAGCGUCCGAGCAAAGAUCCGGUUCACAUCCGAUCGGGCGGGCCCUCUUUCCGGCUUCCGGCGCGUUCCGUCAAUCGGGUGGUGAAGCUUAUCCGAGCCCUUCAGGGAAUGUGCGUUUGGCUACCAGUUUGUGUCGAUACUGUACUGAUAUGAUCCCAACGUCGCUGUCAAUGAAAGCAUGCACUGUCACCAAAAAAAAAAAAAAAAAACUAACAAAAAAAAAAACAAAACAAUGUUGACGUUAAAUGUUGUUUGAUUCUGUUCAUUGUGCGUCCGCCUCGGUGUCGUCUGUGCGAGCAUCGACUUUUCACACGGACAUUCUUACGUAUUUGUGCCUAAACAACAGCCAUGUUCCGCCCUUCUUCGGUUCAUCCUGACUUUCCUCUACGACCCGUUAUAUGUCUCUUGUGUUUUUUUUUUUUUGUUAUUGUUUUCUUCAGACGGGAAAGGACUUUGCGACGACGGCCAAAUGUCUCACGGCAUUCAGCUUUUUCAAGCAGCUUUCUUUUCUCUCUUGUAUUCACGCUAUUAUCUGCAAAGUGGAUUUUUUUGGGGGGGUGCUGGGGUGGUGCAAUGCAAUCUUAUCGCAAGUAAUAUCACACACGACAAGUUGUACUCAUGGCGAGCACCUUUCUUACAUUUUUUUGUUGUUGUUGUAGCUAGCCACUGAUAUUUGUGUAAGGAAACCGGCCAAAGCAAAAAAAAAUGUCUUGCUUUACAAAUUGCACUUUUCCAGUAGAAAGCUGAACAUAUUUUUUUGGGGGGGGGGUGGCAGAUUUCCAACUCGAGCACUUAAUCGUGAAUCUGCCGUCGUUCCAUAGGAAUGAGUGAUGAUGCAUUACAGGACUUGUUUUUAUUUUUUGCCGUUUAAAUUUGAUUUUAUUUUAUUUUUACAUAUACUUGCCUUCGGAGGGAGUGCUUCCCAGCUAUGUGCUUUAAUUUUUUUUUUUUUUGUCUUUCCUCACUGUACCGAUCACAGCUACCAGACGGGCAUUAAUGGCGACGUAACAAGCUUACACAUUAGAAGCGUAGAGACCCUCAACAAGCCAGCACAUAUGUUUGUAUUUAUAUUCUCGAUUUGGUUCCAUUUUUUUUAAAUUUUUUUUUUUGUCGUCAUUCGUCGGUUUGUUUGGUUUAGGCGGAAGAAAUAUAGAGAUGCAAAAAGAUUUUCCGCAGAGGACGAGAGCCACAUUUCAGUUUUCGUGAGUUUCCUCGCGGAGGACAAGAAAGAUUCAUGUAAACUUUCUUACAACAAUAUGCAGACAAACAGUGUUUGUCAAAAAAUCCUUUUGAUUUUUCUUUUUCUUUUUGGUUUCGUUUUGUUUGUAAAUAAUAAACCUUUAAGAUAUAGAAAAUAAACGACAUAUUGUCAUUUCACGCGA
This is a messenger RNA of Hippocampus zosterae (dwarf seahorse), 6274 nucleotides long. RefSeq names its product potassium/sodium hyperpolarization-activated cyclic nucleotide-gated channel 1 (gene hcn1). Gene Ontology annotation, cellular component: membrane. Lineage: Eukaryota; Metazoa; Chordata; Actinopteri; Syngnathiformes; Syngnathidae. Gene Ontology annotation, biological process: transmembrane transport; potassium ion transport. The record is from RefSeq and is a predicted model, not a curated record. The transcript has 8 exons. Gene Ontology annotation, molecular function: voltage-gated potassium channel activity. The coding region runs from base 283 to 3072 and encodes 929 amino acids.